Messenger RNA from Cokeromyces recurvatus, 195 nucleotides. RefSeq lists its product as uncharacterized. Lineage: Eukaryota; Fungi; Mucoromycota; Mucoromycetes; Mucorales; Mucoraceae. The record is from RefSeq and is a predicted model, not a curated record. The annotation marks the transcript as partial. The transcript has a single exon.
UACCUAAACUUACUUCGAGCAAGACUUGAAUUUGCCCGAUUUAAAAUGAAUCAAGGUUGGGAGAAAUCAACUUUAAUGGAUGUUGAGCAGUUAUGGAAACAGAAACAGCAAAAAAUGAUAAACGAUUUACCUAAGCCUCGGUUCACUCAAAGAGAUAUCAUUGACAAACGUUGCUCGCAUAAAAAAAAGUCGAAA